Messenger RNA from Salvia splendens (bonfire salvia), 1020 nucleotides. RefSeq names its product extensin-like. The coding region runs from base 1 to 1020 and encodes 339 amino acids. The transcript has a single exon. The record is from RefSeq and is a predicted model, not a curated record. Lineage: Eukaryota; Viridiplantae; Streptophyta; Magnoliopsida; Lamiales; Lamiaceae.
AUGGCAGCCCGUAGCUCAACCCUACUCCAUCCAAUCAAAGCGUUAGAUCAACAACCAUCAUAUCCAUAUCCACAGGAUGUGAGACUCCACCCACAAUACCAUCCCUACCAAGCCCGUCAACCCAUUUCCUGGGACCCACCAUGGCUGAACCAGGAAACUGCGUAUCAACAACCAUCGUCCUACGAGACAGAUUUGUACUCGCCACCACCGCCCUCUUGUUGGGAUCCGCCAAGGUUGUGCACGCAGCAGGGAUACUCUCAGCCUUAUCAACCGCUUCAGCAGCCACACCACACCGCGCUCAGACAACCCACUAGUUGGGAUCCACCUGCCUACUGGGAGACAACGGGACAACGCCCCUUCCACGAGAUCUCGGCAUACGAUCAUCCGCUGCCUCCCAACCAUAACUCUGGAUGGAAUCAGCCCGCGCCGCAGCCACCUUGUCCAGCCACCACCACGGCACAUCCGACUCUCGCACAACUUCAACAAUUGUUGGAAGCGUGCUACAGGAUGGAGUCUCGCCUUGUUGCACCCGACCGACGCAUCGACAACAUGCUUCCUCCCGAGCUGCCUAAACCUGCGCAGCCCUACGGCUCCCAAAUUUUCAGGUUUGGGGACCUCGUUCAGCACCUUCCUCCAUCAGGAAAUAGCAAGGCUUCGUCGGGGCCGUCGGGUUUAGUCCCCUACGACUCAUUGGCUCCGCCGCAGCAGUCGAGUAAAACACCACCACCCUUUGAGCACUACUUCCACAAUCUGUCGACGUCGUCAAAAGACUACCACCAACAGCUUCCUCCUCCAAAAACCUAUCAGCCGCCCCCACCGUCGGCUUUGAUUCCUAAUUGUGAUCGAGUUGAGGAAGGCUUUGCUGCUUCUUCCAAGAAGAUUCCUGUUUCCUCUGAUGUUUUUGGUGGAGUCGAAAAUGUUGAGAAGAUAGAGAAGUCCAGUCCGGAUUCCGCAUGUAAAGAGAAACCGGUUCACGGUUGCAUCGAGAUUCAGUGCGCGCGACAAUUGAAUGCUUCUUGA